Molecule: messenger RNA, 666 nt
Organism: Nomascus leucogenys (northern white-cheeked gibbon)
Lineage: Eukaryota; Metazoa; Chordata; Mammalia; Primates; Hylobatidae
Gene: SHISAL2B
Product: shisa like 2B
Source: RefSeq, a predicted model, not a curated record
CAGAUCGGAAGAGCAGAGUCCGGGCAGAGGGGUCCGCGGGCUCUGGAGGUGCUGGACGGGUGCGAUCCGAGAGCAGACCGGGGCCCUCGCGAGCCUCUCCCGGCCGCUGCCCGCGAUGAGCGAGGCCAGCCGGCUGUGCUCCGGCUACUACAGCCUCAACCAGAGCUUCGUGGAGCCCUUCCAGUGCCCCCGGCGCGGCGAGGGGGCCGCGCUCCAGUACUGCUGCGGCUUCGCCGACCUCAAGUACUGCUGCAGCGAGCCGGGCAGCUACUUCCCCUACAAGCACAGCUACAUGUGGAGCCUCAGCAUUGGUGCCUUGAUUGGACUAGGAAUUGCUGCCCUUGUUUUACUCGCCUUUGUCAUCAGUGUCUGUGUCCUUUGCUAUUUAUUUCUGUAUACAAAGCCUCAAAGAUUAGACACUGGCCUUAAGCUUCAACACUUAGAGGCUUCUUCCACUCAAGAAGGCAAGUCAAAUGGAGAAACCAAAGCCCUCAAUUCAAAUGCAGCAUCAAAUGCAACAAAUGAAAUAUACUAUGAAGCUGAUGAUAUAAUUCAAGAAAAAACAAUGGAUGCAACACAAAUCCAUAUUGCUUAUUAACUAAAAAUUCUGUGUUUUAAAUGCUUACUGGAGAGAUGGGGCAAUAAAAAUAAAGUGUGCAUUUGAAA